GGACGUGGCGGAGCAGGCCGCCCUCAGGGCUCGCGAGCAGAAGGCAGCGGAGAUCCGGCGCCAAGCGGCGGAGGAGGCGGACACGAGCCGCGGGAACUUGGAAAAGCAGCGCCAGGAGCUGGAGGUUCAGGCAUCCUCCGUGGUGGAGCCGGACGAUGCGGAGCCGGAGCCCAUCGUGUCGCAGGCCGCAACCGGCAGCCUGAAGGUGGUGGUGGAGCGCCUGCAGGCGCAGCUCGCCAGGGAGCUGCAAGCCAAGGAGUUCCUGGAUGUGGAAGCGGAGGAGGUGCAGUUGACGCUGGAGGAUGUGCGAGAGAGUGCUUUGCUGGUCGCCAGCAACGACACAUGGACAGAAGAGGUGCAGGUGGAGUGGCACAAAGAGGCGCUCUGGGCCUACUACAAGAAUCACCGCGCGGAGGUGCUCCGCUUGCGGCACAAAGUGGCCGCAUUGGAGCGGGCGCAGCAGCAAGCCCAGCAAGUGAAGAACAUCUCCAGCGAGGACGUGUCGGCGUUGAAGCGGCAAGUGGAGCAGCUUGCGCAGCAGAAUGAAGUUCUGAACACCACGCUCUCCACGAAGAAGAAGUACCUGGAGGAGCAGCGCUUCCUGCAGCAGACGGGCCGCGAGAUGCUGGAGACGCAAGAUGACUUGGAGACGUGCCUCUCGGAGGAACUGGAAGUCCUGAAGGCUCGCGAGCAGCAGCUGGAACAGGUGGCGCUGGCGUUGUGCCAGAAGCGCCAAAGCUUGCAGCGGCAGCGGGAGGAGCGCCGCAGCGAGGUGGCCCGCCUGGAGAUCCGCCUGCACUCACUGCGCUCCUGCGGGGCUGCUACCACUGCGGCGGCCGCGGACCUCGCAGACAUCGAGGCAGAGACCCUGGAGGCCUCGGUGGACUGCCGGGAGGCGGUGGCGGAGGCGGAGGCCUGGAUGUCCUGCCUGCCCAGCCAGGUGCUGGAUGAUGCGGAGCUGGGCUCUUCCUUCGAGUCGCUCUGCGCUCUCUUCCGCUGCUUUCACAAGGCGCGGAUUCUGGCGCAGAGCAUCCAGGACCACUUCGUGGCCACGGCGGCCUUGGCAGUGCUGCAGGAUGUAGGGACCAUGCGCUGGCUGUGCUCCGUCAUGCAAGCGGCGGCGAUGUUGGCCACUGCAGUGUUGGGGGUCCUGGGCUGCCUGUCUGCGGAGUCACCCGACAGGUACCGUGGCCUGGUGCGGCUGCCCGCGGUGGCCUCCUGCGGCCACGGGGAGGCCGCCCUGGACGCGCUGCUGCGGGCGCUGCUGGACCUGGUCAGAGGAAAGGCCACCAGAGAGCGCGAGGGCCUGCUGGCGGCUUUGCGGGCCCACGGGGCGCAGCUGCUGUCCUUGCAGAAGGCCAUGUUCAAGGACCAGCACUUCGCCUCGUGGCAGCGCUGCUGCUGCGCGCUGGAGGCCUUGCGCGGCUCCUGUGCCGGGGCCUUGUACGCCUCGAGCAACGCCGGGGGCACGCGCCGGAAGCGCUGGCAGGACCUCUACGAGGAGGCCAACCGCUUCAUCGCGCGCCUGGUCGCGUGCGAAGACUUCGGCUCUCGCCCGCUCUUUGGCAUCGGCCCUUCGGAGCAGGAGGUCCAGAAAAGCGACAGCGAGGAUGCAUCGGAGGAGGAGGAGGAGGAGGGGGAGGAGCCUCACGAGAAGGAGGCCCCGAAGCAGCAGCUCACGCAGCUGCACGUGGACGCCGUGGUGCGCCAGGCUCAAAGCCUCGACCUGGCGGCCCACCAGGGGAAGGAGGAUGCCUUGGACAAGACCCUCAGCCUUGCGGAGAAGGAGCUGGGGACGUUGGUGGCCCUCUUCGAGGCCACGCAGAAGACUGCGCCGGCGGCACCCUGGGAGAAGGUGCGGCAGAGCAAGCGCAGCUCCCUGGAGGUGGCAGAGCAAGCAGCGCAGCCGGCCUUUGAGCAGGCGAACAAAGGCCUGCAGAAGGUGGAGCUUUCAAUGACCACGGCCCAAGAGCGCUUGGACCGCGCCAAGCAGGAGAUGAACCAAGUGGAGCAGCAGUUCGGGGUUGCCCGCAUCGAGUCGGAGCGGCGAUCGCUGCUGGUGAGCAAUGUGCAGAGGAUGCAGAAGCAGGCCGGAGUGGGCUCGGAGCAGUGCCGCGCUCUGGAAGAGGAGCUGAAGGGUCAGAGCGGGAAGUGCCAGGCGCUGUCGGCCUCUGUGGGGGAGGCCAAGCAGCUGGCCAAGGAGCUGAGGCAGCGCCUGGAUGACCUCGAGAAGCGCAUCAACCGACGCUACUGCCAUGAGGUCUCCCCGGAGGAGGUCUUGGCCUUGCGGCGCGCGGUGGCGCGGCAGCAGCUGGAGCUGGCGAAGUUGAAGGCGCCCAAAACUCAGCCGGAGGAGGAGGACGUGAUUGGCGAUUUGUGGACGGAGCUGCAGCAGUGCCGGCAGAAGCUUCUGCAUGAAUACGUGGCGUCUCCGGCGGUGGAGCUGGAAGAGCCCGAGCCGGAGGCUGCCUGCGGCGCGCACCAGCAGCGCCUCCGCGAGUUGGCAAAGGAGGCCAAGGUGCUGCGCGACAAGGUCACCGAGCGUGCGCGGCGCGAGGCAGGUGUCGUCCAGGACGCCUUCGACUCAGUGGCCUUGGCGCGGUUCCUCCGCGCCACCGCCGCCACGUCCCCCGCGGCGCGCCUGGCGCUGCCGCCUCCGGCGAAUGCCGCCGCGGCGAGGUCGGCGCGGCUGCCGCUGCGCAUGGACGAGCACCAGCUGCAGCUUCUGCACGCCGCGGUGCUGCGGUGAGCGCCAAAAGAAGUGAUCCGGUCGCUUAGGGCGCAGACAUUUGGCCAUGGGUCAAAAUCCAAAUCGAACCCCCA
Molecule: messenger RNA, 2823 nt
Organism: Effrenium voratum
Lineage: Eukaryota; Dinophyceae; Suessiales; Symbiodiniaceae
Source: the annotation of a GenBank genome assembly